Molecule: messenger RNA, 3458 nt
Organism: Puntigrus tetrazona (Sumatra barb)
Lineage: Eukaryota; Metazoa; Chordata; Actinopteri; Cypriniformes; Cyprinidae
Gene: dpf2
Product: D4, zinc and double PHD fingers family 2
Exons: 12
Coding region: 116-1360 (414 amino acids)
Biological process (GO): nervous system development
Cellular component (GO): nBAF complex
Source: RefSeq, a predicted model, not a curated record
UAAAGCUUAGCGCUCACCCUCCCUUCUCCUGAACGCCCCUGACCCGUGACCUUCCCCUAAGGUGCUUCCUUUUGCGCAAGCGCAGAACACCCGCUGUGAGCGCAUUAGAGCCAAGAUGGCGGCGGUGGUGGAGAAUGUUGUCAAGCUGCUGGGUGAGCAAUAUUACAGGGACGCCAUGGAGCAGUGUCACAACUAUAACGCCCGUCUGUGUGCAGAGAGGAGCGUCAGGAUGCCCUUCCUUGAUUCUCAGACAGGUGUCGCCCAGAGCAACUGCUACUUCUGGAUGGAGAAACGGCACAGAGGACCAGGCGUUGCCCCAGGUCAGCUGUACACAUAUCCAGCACGACGCUGGAGGAAGAAGAGGAGAGUUAGCCCUCCAGAGGACCCCCGUCUAGCCUUCCCGUCUCUAAAGUCCGAGCUGGAUCUGGGGCUUAAGAAAGAUGUUUUCUCCAGUGAUGGCAGCAGUUUAGAGGCACUUCUGAAAGGAGAGCCAGUGGACAAAAGAUCUGGGGUGGAGAUCCGCACAGCCGAGGAGGAACCCAGCUCUACCGAGUACUCUUCUGGGGGACUAAACCCCAGCAGUAGGGUCCGUAAGAGAAUUUUGGAGCCGGAUGAUUUUCUAGAUGAUCUGGACGAUGAAGAUUAUGAAGAAGAUACUCCAAAGAGACGGGGAAAAGGCAAGGGAAAGGGACGUGGAGUCAGCAGCACUCGGAAGAAGUUGGAAGCAGCAGCUGCUUUGGAGGAUCGAGACAGACCAUACGCUUGUGACAACACUUUCAAACAAAAGCAUAUUUCAAAAUCUUCCGAAAGAGUCUGUGGGAAGCGCUAUAAGAAUAGGCCUGGUCUCAGUUAUCAUUACGCCCAUUCUCACUUGGCUGAGGAGGAGGGGGAGGAGAAAGAUGAGAUGGACAUUCGUGAACCAACUCCACCCCAACAAGACGAACCGAAGACUCCUAAGAAGGGCCCAGAUGGUUUGGCUCUGCCAAACAACUACUGUGAUUUUUGUUUGGGAGAUUCCAACUUGAACCAGAAAACCGGCCAAUCGGAAGAGCUUGUGUCCUGCUCAGACUGUGGCCGUUCUGGUCACCCCUCUUGUCUGCAGUUCACUCCAGUGAUGAUGGCUGCUGUGAAAACCUAUCGCUGGCAGUGCAUUGAAUGCAAGUGUUGCAAUAUGUGCGGAACGUCUGAAAAUGAUGACCAGCUGUUGUUCUGUGAUGAUUGUGACCGAGGUUACCACAUGUACUGCCUUUCGCCCCCUAUGUCUGAACCUCCUGAAGGAAGUUGGAGUUGUCAUCUGUGUUUGGCCCUCCUGAAAGAGAAAGCCUCUAUAUACCAGAAUCAGAAUGCACCUCCCUCGUGAUGGCCUUUUUGGAAAGACAGACCUUCUUUCUCAUAGUUACCCUCCUAGAUUCAUCUGUUCAGUUUAAGCAAAUGAAACGGGUCGAACAAAAGUUGUAUUGGAACAGAAAAAAAGACGACCCCCUUGUCCGUGCCCGCAGACAGAAAAGGAGGGAGAGAAAGCGAAAGGGAGUGAGAAAAGAGUGCCCUUCUUCUUAGUUCUCUUUCACAUCUCAGCAGGUUUGAUCUCAGUAUGACUGUUACACAGUUCCAAGUUUCAAACUACCCCUGCUCGUUGUUUUCAACUAUUAGCCCCCCCACAACUAACACAGUACUUCCACAGCAAACGUCAAAGCCAGUCACAAACUCUCUUGACACUUACAGCAGUACAUACUUGGAGGAAGUCGCUAUGAGAAUAUUAUGACUCUGUUUUUGAGUUCCUGCUCAUAUUAGACCUGAUAUUUCCACCCGUUUCUGGGGACACUGUUUAACAAGUAAUUAGCUGCAGCUUAUAUCAGCCACAAUAAAAAAAAAAUUGCAUAUUCAGCCAUAUCCAAAAUACUCUGUACUGACACUGUGCUUAUCACGGAGACGAAUAGUUGAAACCAAUCAGCAUGCCAAUGCUUGUUCAUAAUAAGCAAAAUAGAAAAGAAACAAUAAUGUGUUUUUGUAUAUUUAUAAAUUUGUAUAGCAUAUAAAGGUGUGCCGUAUUUAAGAUCUUAAACAAUAGAAAUGGUUCAUUAUUAUGAUGGGAGUUACUUGGGGAUUUUUUUUUGUUGUAAUGAUAGCAUCUGUAUAUGCCACUGAAGCACAGAGUCUAGAAAGUCAGCGUGUGACCUCUUUACUAACUAAUGGGUUAAUGGUGCAGGUAAGGGUAGUGAUUUUAAUUUAUAUUUUUAUAUUGUCAUUCAUUUUUGCAUUUUUUUAGACAUGCUUAAGAUAUUCAGAAAUUGGUUACAAUUUAGGUAAAAGUGGAUAGGACAUCGGGUAAUCGAGGAAUAGGAUUGAAAAACAGGACUAAAAAAAGAAAUAGUCCAGUAUAAAAACGUUCAGAAAUAAUGACUGUAAUAAUAACUGUUGGCAAUUAAUGGAGAUGUAGAACAAUAUAUUGCAGUCUACACUGAGAUCAGUUUGAGGAUUUUAGUAGUUUGAUAGAUUCUACCAAGAAUGUUAAAUGCCUUUCAAAGUAAUCCUGAAGGAUUCACUGUUGAGUACAGGAAAGAUUUCUAUAGUGCAAGAAAAUAUGUGGACAAAUACUUCAAUGCCAUAAUUCUUAUGUUUACUGUAAUGACAUUUCAUUGAUUACGGCCAUACAUAUGACAAACAUAUUCUUUUAUCAAAUUAUCAUUAAAUUGCCAAUUGCCGGGUGUAGGAUAUUGAGCAAAAGUAUUUCUGGAAAAAAAAAACACAUGUAAAACACACAAGUAUGUGGGUCACAUGCUUGGUUAGUCAGCAAAUUAAUUUUAAUAUAGCUUAACCAAGAGUCUGCUUUCAGUCCUUUAAUCUGUGGUCUGUAUUGGCAUCUUUAUGGCAUCAGAUAUGUGCCAUUUAAACUGGAAAAAUUGUCACUUAGAGAGAGGGUUCACACAAAGAAAGUUCAAUUGCCGUCAUUUACUCACAAACUGGUAUAACUUUCUUCUGUGAAUCAUAAAGAAAUGAGAAAUGUCUUGUUUUGGUCACCGUUGACUCCUAUUGUAUGGACAAUAAAAAAAAAAAAAAACAUAGUUUGAUCCCAAUAUCAACUAUCUUCAAAAUAUCGACUAGCGUCUAGCGUUCCACAGAAAAAAGUCAUACGGCUUUUGAAAGGCUUGAGGGUAACAAAAUGGUGACGGAAUUGUAUUUUUUUUUUUGGCUGAGUUGUACCUUUAAUUAGGGAUUGAAUGAUGGUAGUGAAGACAGAAAGGUUGCUGAAAUGACCCAGUGCUAAAUUCAAUACAGCACGGAUGUGAAAUGUGGUAUUUGCUGAAUUUGUCAGAGCUUAGUUUGACUUCCUAGAGUAAGCUGAAGCAGAUAUACAGCGUGCUUCAAAUGUUCCCAUAUUUUCCUGUCUUCUAUUGCCAUUUACCUUCACAAUCCAGCCAAAACUUCCUUUGUUUAAAGAAUAAAUCUAGAGCACUGCA